CGAAGAAAAAAACUUACCAACCUUGCUGAUAACUUUCCUCUCUUUUCUCUCUCUUUAGUCACCGAUGUGGAGCUGAAGAGGCUGAAAGAUGCCUUCAAGAGAACCAGCGGCCUCACCUAUUACAUGACCCAGCAGUGCUUCUACAGGGAAGUGCUGGGAGAUGGAGUUCCCCAUAAAGUUGCAGAGGUGAUCUACACCUCAUUUGGAGGCUCGUCCAAAGGGCUUCACUUCAACAAUCUGAUCGUGGGUCUGGUGCUUCUGACCCGAGGACGCGAUGAGGAGAAGGCCAAGUACCUCUUCAGUCUGUUUGCCAGUGAUCUGGGUGGAUAUGCUGCAAGGGAAGAUAUCGAAGCGGUUCUGCAGGUCCUGGAUGGAGAAGUCCCGACCUCCCUCAAGAAGUGUUUCAGUGAGGGUGACAAGGUGAACUAUGAGCGCUUCAGGAACUGGCUCCUACAGAACAAGGAGGCCUUCACUCUGUCCAGAUGGCUCCUGUCUGGAGGCGUGUGUGUCACGCUCACCGAUGACAGCGACACGCCCACCUUCUACCAGACCCUGGCUGGCGUCACACACUUGGAGGAGUCAGACAUUAUAGACUUGGAGAAGCGCUAUUGGCUGCUGAAAGCCCAGUCCAGAACUGGCCGCUUUGACUUGGAAACCUUUGUCCCAUUGGUCUCUCCUCCCAUCCAUGCCUCACUGAGUGAAGGCUUGUUUCACGCCUUCGAUGAGAAUCGGGACAAUCACAUCGACUUUAAAGAAAUCUCUUGUGGACUCUCGGCGUGCUGCAGGGGGCCUGUCGCUGAAAGGCAGAAAUUUUGCUUCAAAGUGUUUGAUGUGGACCGUGAUGGGGUUCUGUCACGAGAUGAACUCCAUGAAAUGGUGGUGGCCUUGCUGGAGGUGUGGAAGGAUAAUCGCACAGACACACUCCCUGAGCUACACAGUAGCGUGUCAGACAUAGUAGAGGACAUUCUGAAGAUGCAUGACACAACCAAGCUGGGUCACCUGACCCUGGAAGACUACCAGAUCUGGAGUGUGAAGAGCGCUUUGGCCAAUGAGUUCUUAAACCUGCUUUUCCAGGUCUGCCACAUAGUGCUGGGGCUCAGACCUGGUACUCCUCAGGAGGAGGGACAAAUCAUCAGGUGCAUGUCUGACCUCUUUAACUGUCAUGUCAUUGUAUACAGCUUUGAGGAAUAUGCUACAGAGGAGACCACAGUCCUCGACCUAGACGUUAGCAAGUUUCAUGAGAUGUCUUCAGACGAGCGAUAUGAACGUCUGGUGAUGCACUGGCAGAGCAGCGGCGGGUGUAGUGCUGGGCUGAUGGAAGACGAGGUGCCAUCACUGGAGGACAACAGUAUUUCUUGUAGUCGGCUCAAAGUCUCAUCCCAUGCCCUGGUGUCGGCCAUCUUCUUCCUUCACCACUUUGGGAGGAACUGCGAGUAG
Molecule: messenger RNA, 1437 nt
Organism: Larimichthys crocea (large yellow croaker)
Lineage: Eukaryota; Metazoa; Chordata; Actinopteri; Sciaenidae
Product: ubiquitin carboxyl-terminal hydrolase 32-like
Exons: 11
Molecular function (GO): calcium ion binding
Source: RefSeq, a predicted model, not a curated record